UUCAUUGAAAACAAUGGUUAUCAAUUCAUUAUCAUUCGCAGUACGGAUUACGAUAUAUUUGCAAAUUCGGCAGAUCCAUUUGUGAAGACAUUAAUGGGGUUAAUGCUAAAAGUGGAACAGUUACCAAUAACUCUAUUGGAAGGAUUUAGUAGUGUACAAUGAAAAAAAAACUACAAUAGAAAAGAAACUAUUACUAUAGAAAAAAAAAAAGAAGGAAAACUUUGUAUACUCAUGUAGUUUUAUUGUUAAUGCCCGUUGUUGUAUUACAGAUUCGUAAAAAUCGGAAACAAACGAUGUACACGUCCAACGAAAUAAAAAAGGUUCUAAGUCUUAAAAUACCAUGUAAUGUGGUUUCUAUUGAAACAGGACGAAAAGACAGUUUAUUUGUAAUUUCAUCUAAGCACAAUCCAUUCAUCGGUAUUAUCAAAUUUCACUUGCAAACAUUUUUCAACAACGGAAUAAUGAAUCGUUUAAUAUAUGCUACAUUUAAGAAGAAUUUCCAGAGUAUGAUGCAACACCAACCUGUUCAGAUAGUCAUUGAUAUAAUGCUUAUUCUUUUCAUCUUAAUUGGUAUCAUUUUAAGUACAUUCAUUCUAAUCAUAGAAAAGUAUAUUUUCGUUCGUAAAAGUAAAAAAUGUUGAUAGUAUAUACAAUCGUAUACCAUGGUUUAAUUCGUUAGAAUUUUAUGUAAAAAAAAAAAAAGUUUAAAAAAUAUUGCAAAAGACAAGCGAAGUCGCACGUGUACGCGCGUGAAUUACUUACGACAAUGUUAAUUAUCAUUGUCAAUGAAUUUUAAUAUUCUGCUUUAAUUUUCUGUAUUAAAUACAAAAACACCUGUACGCAUAUCUAUGGUUUUGUAUUAUUUACCAUAGUUUUAAGAAAAGUAUUAUUUUGCCAUUUUUAUAUAUGAGUUGUGAUAGAAUAUUAUUUUGAACAAGAAAUUUUUUCAAUGAAUAUAUUUUUUUCCAAUGUAGAACUAUCAAUUUUGCAUGUACCAGCGUCGUAAAUUUGUCCCCUGAUAAAUAUCACAAUGUAUCAUCGCUCGAAUAAACAAUUAUAUAUAGAA
Vespa velutina is the source of this 1066-nucleotide messenger RNA. RefSeq lists its product as uncharacterized. The record is from RefSeq and is a predicted model, not a curated record. Lineage: Eukaryota; Metazoa; Arthropoda; Insecta; Hymenoptera; Vespidae. Bases 249 to 641 code for a protein of 130 amino acids. The transcript has 3 exons.